Molecule: messenger RNA, 4363 nt
Organism: Urocitellus parryii (Arctic ground squirrel)
Lineage: Eukaryota; Metazoa; Chordata; Mammalia; Rodentia; Sciuridae
Biological process (GO): regulation of DNA-templated transcription
Molecular function (GO): DNA-binding transcription factor activity, RNA polymerase II-specific; RNA polymerase II cis-regulatory region sequence-specific DNA binding
Source: RefSeq, a predicted model, not a curated record
GGACUCGCGUAACCUGGCGCCCCGAAGAGUUCGGAAACCAGACGUCCCUAGAAAGGACGGCGGGUCACCCUGGAGCCCCCAAACGGUGCUAUGAGGUCCAUAAGAAGGAUGUCAGGUCUCCCCAGAAGGCGGAAMAUGAAUUCAGUGGUCUUCGAGGAUGUGGCUGUGAAGUUCACCCAAGAGGAGUGGGCUUUGCUGGAACCUUCCCAGAAGAGUCUCCACAGAGAUGUGAUGCAGGAAGUCCUUAGAAACCUGGCUUCUAUAGGAGACACAUGGGAGGACCAGAACAUGGAAUAUCAGAAUACAAAUACUGAGAGAGACGUAAGGCCCAUCUUAUCUCACUCUGCAAACAAACCAUAUGAAAAUGAGGAGUGUGGAAGAAAGCUAUAUGAAUGUAAAGAGAAGAGAAAAUCCUCCAUUUCUCUCACAAGUGUUCUAUGCCACGUGUCAGAGCACACCGUAAAURGACCUAAUGGAGGUCUGACAUUUGGAAGAGAGUUCAGUUGUUCCAAGUGUUUUCAAAAAUAUCAACCAUCUCAUACUGGAGAGCAGCCACCUGGAUGUAAGCAAUGUGGAGGCACCAUUACUAUUUCAAAUAACCUUCAAAUGCAUGUACAAACUCCUCCUGGAGAGAUCACUUACAGAUGUAAACAAUGUGGGAAAGCCUUCACUCAUUCAUAUUCUCUUCAAAUACAUAAACAAACUCAUACAAGAGAUAAGCACUAUGAAUGUAAAGAAUGUGGUAAAGCCUUCAGUAAAUUCUCCUACUUUCGAAUACAUAAACGAACUCACACUGGAGAGAAGCCCUAUGAAUGUAAACAGUGUGGUAAAGUCUGCACAUGUUCCUCUGAACUUCAAGUACAUGAACGAAUUCAUACAGGAGAGAAGCCGUAUGAAUGUAAGCAGUGUGGUAAAGCCUUCACUCGGGCUUUUCACUUUUACUCACAUGAAAGAACUCAUACUGGAGAGAAGCCCUAUGAAUGUGAACACUGUGCAAAAGCCUUUUGUACGUCCUCUUCUCUUCAUAUACAUAUACGGAUUCAUACAAGAGAGAAGCCCUAUGAAUGUAAGCAGUGUGGGAAAGCCUUUCUUUCUUACAGUACACUUUGGAAGCAUGAACAGAUUCACACUGGGAAGAAGCCCCAUGAAUGUAAAGAAUGUGGUAAAGUCUUCACUUCUUCUUAUGAACUUCAAGUACAUAUAAGAACUCAUACAGGAGAGAAGCCAUAUAAAUGUAAGCAGUGUGGCAAAGCCUUCAUUCGGUCAUCCUGCCUUCAUUCACAUGAAAAAACUCAUACUGGAGAGAAGCCCUAUAAAUGUAAACAAUGUGCAAAAGCCUUCUCUACAUCCUCUAAACUUCAGUUACAUGAAAGAAUUCAUACUGGAGAGAGGCCCUAUGAAUGUGAACAAUGUACAAAAGCCUUCAUUUGUUCUUCUUCCCUUCGGAUACAUAAACGAACUCAUACCGGAGAGAAGCCCUAUGAAUGUAAGCAGUGCGGCAAAGCCUUUAGCUCACCUGGUACCCUUCGCAUACAUAAAAGAACACACACUGGAGAGAAGCCCUAUGAAUGUAAACAAUGUGGGAAAGCCUUCACUCGGUUAUCUUACUGUCACUCACAUGAACGAAUUCAUACUGGAGAGAAGCCCCAUGAAUGUAAAGAAUGUGGUAAAGUCUUCACUUUUUCCUAUGAACUUCAAGUACAUAAAAGAACUCAUACAGGAGAGAAGCCAUAUAAAUGUAAGCAGUGUGGCAAAGCCUUCAUUCGGUCAUCUUGCCUUCAUUCACAUGAAAAAACUCAUACUGGAGAGAAGCCCUAUGAAUGUAAACAAUGUGCAAAAUCCUUCACUACACCCUCUAAACUUCAAAUGCAUGAAAGAACUCAUACUGGAGAGAGGCCCUAUGAAUGUGAACAAUGUACAAAAGCCUUCACUUGUUCUUCUUCCCUUCGGACACAUAAACGAACUCAUACCGGAGAGAAGCCCUAUGAAUGUAAGCAGUGCGGCAAAGCCUUUAGCUCAUCUGGUACCCUUCGAAUACAUGAAAGAACUCAUACUGGAGAGAAGCCCUAUGAAUGUAAACAAUGUGGGAAAGCCUUCGCUCGGUUAUUUAACUGUCACUCACAUGAACGAACUCAUACUGGAGAGAGGCCCUAUGGAUGUAAACAGUGUGGUAAAGCCUUUUCUUCAUCUAGUAAACUUCACAAGCAUGAGCAAAUUCACACUGGGAAGAAACUCUAUGAAUGUAAACAAUGUAGUGAAGUCUUCACUUGUUCCUCUGAACAUCAAGUACAUAAACAAACUCAUAUGGCAGAAUGUAAACAGUGUGGAAAAGCCUUCACUACAUCCUCCAAACUUCAAAUACAUGAAAGAACUCAUACUGGAGAGAAGCCCUUUGAGUGUAAACAAUGUACGAAAGCCUUCACUUCUUCCUCUUCUCUUCAACAACAUAAACGAAUUCAUACCGGAGAGAGGCCCUAUGAAUGUAAGCAGUGUGGUAAAGCCUUUACCCAGUCCUCCAUCCUUCACUCACACAAGAGAACUCAUACCGGAGAGAAGCCCUAUGGAUGUAAACAAUGUGGGAAAGCCUUCUCUCAGUCCUCUACCCUUCACGCCCAUGUACAAACUCAUACUGGAGAGAAGCCCUAUGAAUGCAAAGAAUGUGGCAAAUCCUUCACUGCCUUCUCUUCCCUUCGAAAACAUAAACAAAUUCAUAUAGGAAGGAAGCCUUAUGAAUGUAAGCAWUGUGGGAAAGCCUUUAGUUCAACUAGUACACUUCAAGCUCAUGAAAGAAAUCAUACUGGGGAGAAGCCCUAUGAAUGCAAAGAAUGUGGAAAAGCCUUCACUGCCUUAUGUUACCUUCGAAAACAUAAACAAAUUCACACUGCAAAUAAGUCCUAUAAAUGUAAGCAAUGUGGCAAAGCCUUUAUUUCAUCUACUAAACUUCACAGACAUGAAAGAACUCAUACUAGGGAGAAGCCCUUUGAAUGCAAAGAAUGUGGAAAAGCCUUCUCUGCAUUUUCUUACCUUCAAAAACAUAAACAAACUCAUACUGGAGAGAAACCCUAUGAAUGUAAGGAAUGUGGCAAAGCCUUUAGUUUAUCUAGUACCCUUCACAGGCAUGAAAGAACUCAUACUGGGGAGAAGCCCUAUGAAUGUAAACAGUGUGGCAAAGCCUUCAGCGCAUCUGGUACCCUUCGCAUACAUGAAAGAACUCAUACUGGGGAGAAGCCCUAUGAGUGCCAAGAAUGUGGAAAAGCCUUCACUGCCUUCUCUUACCUUCAAACACAUAAACGCUCUCAUACUGGAGAGAAGCCCUAUGGAUGUACAAAAUGUGAUAAAGUCUUCACUAGUUUGUUUAACCUUCAAAUACAUGAACGCUCUCAUACUGGAGAGAAGCCCUAUAACUGUAAGCAAUGUGGCAAAGCCUUUAGCUCAUCUGGUACCCUUCGCACACAUGAAAGAACUCAUACUGGGGAGAAGCCCUAUGAGUGCAAAGAAUGUGGAAAAGCCUUCACUGCCUUCUCUUACCUUCAUAAACAUAAGCAAACUCAUACUGGAGAGAAACCCUAUGGAUGUACAAAAUGUGGUAAAGCCUUCACUAGGUUGUUUAACCUUCAAAUACAUAAACGAUCUCAUACUGGAGAGAAGCCAUAUGAGUGUACACAAUGUGGUAAAGCCUUUACUACUUUGUCUAGCCUUCAAAUACAUAAACGAUCUCAUACUGGAGAGAAGCCUUAUAAAUGUAAGAAGUGUGGCAAAGCCUUCACUUGGUUAUCUAACCUUCACUCACAUGAAAGAACUCAUGCUAGAGAGAAGCCCUAUGAAUGUAAGCAGUGUGGGAAAGCCUUCACUCAGUCCUCUAUUCUUCAGGCACAUGAACAAAUUCAUAUGGGAGGGAAGCCCUAUGACUCUAAGCAGUGAAACAAAGCCUUCACUAAGUACAUUGAAUUUUGUACACAUGAAUUCAUGGUAGAGAUAAUCCGUAUAAAUGUAAACAAUGUUGAAAAGCCUUCACUACUUUAACUACCCUUCAAAUACUUAAUCACAAUCAUACUGGAGAAAAUCAUGAUCCAUGUGAACACUAUGGGAAAGCCUUUUGUUCAUCCAGUUAACUUUGCUCACAUGAACCAACUCAUAGGAAAGAAGUCUUAUGAAUGUAAACACUGCGUGAAAGACUUUGCUUCACCCGAUGAACUUCACUCCCAUGAAAAAACUCAUACUGGAAAGAAUGUUUUCAUCUGUAUAUAAACAUUGUGGUAAAAGCUUUAGAUGUUCUGUUUAUCUUCAUGUGCCUGAGCAGACUCACACUGGAGAGAAUCUAUGAAUGUAAAUAAUGUGUUAAAACCAUCAUGGUGGGGUUGUG